AUGAAUCAACAAUUUAGAGUGGAAUACUUGAGAAUCAAACCUUAUCGAUACCGUAGAUUACCCUCACUUAAUGCCACAGGCAGUCAAAUAUUCAAGUACAGAGAGAGUUAUAGGUUAGUCUCUCUUAGGAAAUGGCUACAUCGAGAACUAAGAAGAAUUUAGUAAAACCGAUGCUGGUAUACAUGCUGAUUAUUCUCUAAGUAAGCUCUAUCACACAAAAAAGAGGAUGGCAAGAACUUCUAUCAUCAUUCUACUAUCUACAAUGUAAAAGAGUUUAAGGAAUUGAGCAAACUUCAAGAGUAAGCAUAUAUUAAAACAUUUAGUUAUCAAGAGCCUAAUCUCGCUAAAUACACAGAAUUGUAGACUAAAAUUAUGGUUGCUGAUUUCAAGAAGAAAGUUGAUGCAUUCCUAUAAAAAAACAAUUAUAAGACAAAUUUGAUUGGUAGUAAAAUAACUACAUCAUUACAUGAAUUGGAAUCAUUUCAAUCUACCAAUAAUGAAGAAUAGCUUAAUAAAUCUCUUUGCUCUAAUAAAUAUACUAUUCGAACUGAAUGUAAAUAAUCCUGAUUACUUUAGACAAAUCUAUGAAAGCAACAGAGAUACUAGUAAUUAGUAAUAAUAAGGUUGUCUCAAGAUAGAUUAUCUCUAGUGAAUUAAUUCAACAAAGACUACUAAAAUAAAUGGAAAAUUUUCUUAAAGAUGAUAGAUUUAACUAUGAUUUAAAGUACUCAAUUAAUUUUAUUAGGAUGCAAACUAUGAUAGAUUAAUAUGAAGAUAUUGUCAACAGGAUUAGACAAUAAGCAUACACAAUUAAAAUUCCAUAGAGUUAUGAAAUUUAAAUGAGUGAUUACAAUGAGUUUUACUACAAAAAAGAAGAACCAAAAAUCCCCUCAUUAAAUGACAAAUUAGAAAUCUUGGCUGACUAAAUCAUAUAAGAAAUCUAACAAUCAAGGGAAUCUACACCAUAAUUGUAAAAUCAAAUUAAUGAAGAGUAACAAGAAGAUAUUUCACCAUAUAUUGAUGAGGUAGUUAAAACUGAACCUGUCUAUACAAAAGAAGAAGAAACCACAAAUGCGAACAAUGAAUAGAUUAAUCAAAGGAAGAUAACAUAAAGAAAAGGGAAGCCCAGAAAGAAGUAAUAACAAUAAUAAUAAUAACAACAAUAAUAAUAGUAAAAUGAGUCAACAUCCGAUAAUAACAAUCCAAAAUCUUAAUAGUCGAGUUAAUCAGAAUUACCUGAUGUUUCUACCUCUUAGCAACUUCACUACUAAAGAGAAAUAAGAGAAAAAAAGAAUAGUUAAUAAAAUCCACAACCAAUUUAAGCUUAAGAAUAAAUUAUUGAAACUGAUCAUCAUCAAUAAAACUAACUACAACAAAAUCAACCAGCUGUCUAGAAUAACAAUAAAAAACAUUCAACAAAUGAUAAACAGAAGGGCAAGGUUCACUCUAGAAAAGUUACAGGAGAUACUGUUUCUUAGAGAUAAGUUCCUAUAUAUUUAGAGGCUCCAAAAGAAUAAAUUUUAGAGACCUUAAGCGAAAGGUCACAAGAUGAAACCUAAUAAUUUGAAGAAGUUUAAUCUAAAAAGCAGGAAUCUCCAAAAUAAGAGCAUUAAGAUACCAAUUAAAUAGAUAAUCAAGAAAUUGAUAUGAUCUAAAAUGAUUAAGAACCAGUAAAUUAAUAAAUAGACACAUCUGAAAUAAAAUAAUUAGUUCAACCAAUUUUAAACAGUAAACCGUUGCGCAAUCCUGAAUAAAGAGAUGCUGUUGAUAUUUGGGAUAAUGGUAUACCUACAGUAAUUAGGCCAACUCCUAGGCCUAAACCAACUGUAUAGGAGAACCGACAAAUCGAACCAAAAUAAAAGCAAAAUAGUAAUAUCAAUCUAAAAUAAGCAGAAGAUAUAGAAGUAAAUUAAAUAAAAGCCUCUGAAGGUUCAGAACAAUAAUAAAUUCAAUAAGAAAUUAUUAAUGAACAACCUUUGAAAUCUGACCCAUGUUUGGAUACAUCGGAACCUUAAUAAAUCAAAAUAGAAAAUUCUCAACCUAAACACUAACAAUAAUAAAAUAAGACCGUUGUUACAAAAACAGUUUUAGAAUAAAAAGAAAUAAACUCUGUUAGAAUAGUAAAGUAAACUGUUGAAUAAAAUGAUUAAUAAGUAGAAGAUAAUAGUAAUAUUGAUUACUAAUAGCUUAUCAACCAAAAAAUGAAAUUAAUUGAACAACAACUUCAACAACCUUGUCUUGAUAUCAUUGAUAUCUUAUUAGCUUCAGAUUUAGUCUAUAGUGUAAAUAUAGAAAAUUAUAAAAUCUCAAAAUCAUAUAAAAAGAAAGUCAAUCAUCCAAAAUUUUUAUUUGAAUAGAAGGAUGAAGAGGAAGUGUAUACUCAUUAGUAUAUUCUUUAUUUAAUUUAGGGUAAUUUGGAGACACGAAUUAUAGGAAGUAAUCCCGAAAUUGUAAAAUUUAAAUAAACAAAUUGAGGUUCUAAUUGAUGAUAAUGAUGACUAUAGAAGAAAUAAUGUUUACACAAUAGAAGAAGAAAAUGAUGAAUCUGAUUAUUGA
Molecule: messenger RNA, 2556 nt
Organism: Paramecium octaurelia
Lineage: Eukaryota; Ciliophora; Oligohymenophorea; Peniculida; Parameciidae
Source: the annotation of a GenBank genome assembly